This is a messenger RNA of Melanaphis sacchari, 1553 nucleotides long. Its product is annotated as paired mesoderm homeobox protein 2-like. The coding region runs from base 644 to 1495 and encodes 283 amino acids. Lineage: Eukaryota; Metazoa; Arthropoda; Insecta; Hemiptera; Aphididae. Gene Ontology annotation, molecular function: RNA polymerase II transcription regulatory region sequence-specific DNA binding; DNA-binding transcription factor activity, RNA polymerase II-specific. Gene Ontology annotation, biological process: regulation of transcription by RNA polymerase II. The record is from RefSeq and is a predicted model, not a curated record. The transcript has 5 exons.
GAUUAUUUAAAAAUCACACUUACACGUUGUGUAUACGAUCUUCUCAAAUCUUCCGAAAAAAAAACUCGAAAUAAUGAGCUACAACAGUGCUGUAUUUUAUACGUAUACGACAUACCACAUACAUACGUAUAUAUAUAAUAUAUAAGUAUCUACCCGCGCACGGUGGCGACGGUCGCUUGUCAGUUUUUCGAACAGACACCAUAAUUCGCGCGGACAUCCGCGAUUGGACUCCUACCAAAAGGCCGCCACCGCCGCCCCCCUAAAUAAUAUCGUCUGCUCGUCACGCGCACGCACGCGCGUCCGUUGUAGAGGCGGUCUCGUUUUUAUAUAUUUUUACGUGUGGAUACCACCGAAUAUCCUACGUCUCAGAAUCGUCACAGUAUGUCUUCGCGUACCGCCGCCUCCGCCGCGAUUACUGUACUUAAGUGCAGAUGAUAUUUAACUCAACGCUACCAUAUAAUUAUAUUAUAUAAUACGUACAUUUCUAUUAAUCACUAUCCGUGUUAUCGUUAUUAUAACAGAAAUAAGUAAAAACCGAUCCGUUUGGGUAGUAUUAUUGUAUAUACCUAUAUAAUAAUUAUAGAAUAAUACCUAUAAUAAUAACGAACCGCAUGCUGCACUCAAUAACCGUCACAAUUUUUGUAUGCGUUUCGAAAGUGUUUACGUCCUGCACAUGCUCAGCGAACAGGCCGCCGCUGUCGGCGGGUACGGCAGGCCCGAGGACGAUUACGCGUCCGAAAACACCAAAAGGUUCACGGUGGACUCACUCUUACAGGUCCGGAGGCCGGCUAUUGCGGCCGACGACCAUAAGCGGCCGGCGACCACGUGCAUGACACCCUGCUACGAAGUUGAAACGAAUUCUGCAGAAACAGAUGGUCAACGGAAAAACAAGCCGAGAAGAAAUCGUACUACAUUUUCUAGUUGUCAAUUGCGAGCAUUAGAAAAAGUCUUUGAAAGGACACAUUAUCCAGACGCGUUUGUUAGAGAAGAACUGGCAAGAAGAGUUUGUCUAUCUGAGGCCAGAGUUCAAGUUUGGUUUCAAAAUCGGCGGGCAAAAUUCAGACGGAACGAGAGAAGUAGUCUGUCGAGGAAUAAUUCCACACUAUCGACUGCACCCGAUUGCAGGUCCCCGAACGUGGAACAACCCCUUUUACCCAGAUCGAAUACGAAUGCCGUUCACUCAGAACCACCGUUUACAGCUGGCUCCAGUUUUGGCGGACUCCUGGAGUACUCGGCAUGGAAAUCAAACGGUUUAUCACAGUGCGGAAUGUUCCAACACUCGUCGAGUUACCCGGCUUUCUUACCUACAGCAGUCUCCGCCACAGGGAGUCAUACUCAUGGUAAUCCUUCAAUGUCGAUGUCAGUUUCUAACUGUCUGGUACCAAACCAUCACCACCACCACCACCACCACCAUGCCGGUUACAUGGUUUCCACUAAUCUUACAAACAUGAGAAUUCGUCCACAAGAAUAUUAUAUGGAAACUCCUCACAUGUAGUACACUUAGAGAUUAUAUAUAAUAUAUAUAUAAACAUAUGUACCACAUAUUUCAGCUC